AAGAGCGCUCCACGGCAAAAUUUCCCGCUCUGGGUGGGUGUAUUUUGGGUGCAGGCUCUGUAAGCUGCACAAGGGAAGCGGUGACGCUGUAACAAACCCCAUUCGUCAUUGUCCCAAUUUGACCCAACCGGGACUCACAAAGCAGACGAGACCGCGAAUGUGAGAUCGUCUGCCGCUACCUGGCGCGAGCGUACUGUAUAGCAGACGACCAGUCAGAGUGUACACUUGAGCUUGGCACGGGAUUACGUUCAGUUGGAUUUGCGAGUGGGGUGACUUGAGAAUCUUUCACUGGAGUACCGGUACCGACUUCAGUCAACAUGGGGGAAAAGGAAGAAAUCGUGAUGACGGCGAUGAAAAAGAAUGGCCGCGCCAUGAUGAGGCUUGAGAGGAUGAAGAAGGAAGACAUCAACUUUAACAACAUCCACCACAUCGCCGGAGGGCCCUACAAGGGCAUACUCGUCAGUAAGACAGCUGAGGAACUGGAGUCCGUCCAGCCGAGUGAGGGAGGGUAGAGUUUAUGGCGUACCUGUUCGUCAAGAAUGAGGGUCACAGAGAGCCGGUUCAGGAUUUGUGGACGCUGCAGUUCUGGUUCCGGGGAUCGGCUGAUGGGGUGCAGAAAAAGAAGACAUUCACAGACUACUUCCAGGAACUUGUGGCACCUGGGACUCUGUCUAAAAAUUACAUUGGUUUCGUUAAGCGUGCCUUAGUGUUGUUGAAGAAUUACCGACUGAUCAAACGUGUGGAGCUUGAGGUCAAGCAGAACGUAGAGUCAGAACCAGAUGAAGACAUCCCACCAGUUCAGAGUUUCACCUCUGUGUUCACACCGAGCACCUAUGCUUACCAGUUUGUACCGGAAGUCCAAGUUAACAACAAGAACUUCAUCACAUUCAAGAUCAAGGCCGCGGGAGACGCGUUCCUCGCGUUGUCGGCUGUGUACGGCGACGUGGACAGAAAGACGCACGAGAUCGUCUUGGGGGCAGAAAACAACACUAAAUCCUACAUCCGGGACGGCUCCAUGGGCGCCAUCAAAGCGGAGGCAACCACAAUAGGCCUGCUCAGUGAAGACGACUUCCGGUUCUUUUGGGUCAGUUGGAAGGAUCACAUGAUCGAAGUCGGCAGGGGAGCUUACUAUGGGAAAAAUACCUUCUUGAAAUACAAACUUCCGGUGUACAAACAGUUCAACAUAAAUUGCAUGGCCUUGUCGACUGGGCGAGCUUCGAAGGGCCAGUGGGAGUUUGCAGAAAUAUUAGACGAGUUGCCGCAAUGGAGAACCUACUCAGGAAACUACGACAAGGAACGCGCCAGGAAGAGGGAGAAGAUCCGGAUGAGCCUGCUGUGGUUGGCAAAGAAACAGCGCAUGCUCAGUUGUCUGGAGGAUGCUUACCCCAACCCUGUGCCUGUGACGGAACUACUUCAGAAGUGUAAGAUCAAGUCCUCGGACUGCAUUGCCGCCGUCGUGAUGCUGAAUGAGAUGCGGAAGAAGGGGUUGAUACAGGAGGUGGAGAAGGAGAUCUGGAUGCGGGUACAGUCCGGCGAGCUGAACGCCAAACACGAAAUCAAGUUGGUGAAGGAGAUGCCGACGUUGACGGGGAAGGAGCAGCCGACAAUUGGCAUCAUCACGGGCCUGUUCUGUGAGAAGCUUGCCGUGGACGCCAUGAUGGAGGACAAAACAACAUAUGUCAAGUUCAAGACUGAAGGCAGACAUCAUUUACCAACUGGGGAGUCCCAGGUGUACACGUGUGGGCGCAUCGGGAAGUUCGUCGUGGUGUCCACCAAGCUGUCGAGGUUGCAGGGCGGACAAGGUGCUAUGAUUGCAGCAGAGAACACGGUCACAAGGCUGUUAGGAACAUUUAGCAGAAUUGAUCACGUGUUCAUUGUGGGCUGUGGUGGCGCCGUUCCCCACUACACCGACUACACCAAACACGUCCGUCUCGGGGAUGUGGUCGUGUCGAUGCCGGUCGACAGCAGUGGAGCUAUGUACGUGUAUUGUCAGAAGGUGGAGAGGCUCCAGGGAUCACACGGCUAUAGCUAUAUGACCCGUGCAUGGGAUUCGCGAGACCAGACUCUUCAAAGCGCUGUCAAAGACUUACGCAGAACCACUGAAAUGAGAUCCCAUGAGCCGAAACCCUGGGAAUUGUAUGUUGAAGAGGGGAAAACUAAACUCAAAGGAGAAGAAUCCAACUUCCAUAGGCCAAACAUUACGACAGAUAAGCUGUACGCCACGAAACGGGACGGCACUGUUCUUCAGUACGAGCAUCCGCGCCCACGGAGCAUGUACGGAAGUGCGUAUCGGGAAGGGCAGAUGAACAUCCGGUAUGGCGUCAUCGGUUCGGGCAAGAUCGUGGCGAGGGCUGAAGACCUUAGGCAGGAUUUCUCCCAAAUGAACAAUGUAAAGGCAUUUGAUGCAGAGUAUGACUCCGUGUUGGAGUCCCUUGAAGGUAAUCGCUGUAACAGCUUCCUCGUCGUCAGGGGUAUGUGCGACUAUAUCGACGGUCAAAAGAAGGAAUGGCAGCCAUACGCGUCACUAACAGCGGCAGCGUACAUGAAAGCUGUGAUUAUGAACUUGUAAGCACGCCAGUGAUAAACUACCAAACUAAAAAUGCGAAGUCCUUCCCUUGACCUAAUCAUUCCACCCUGUCCAAAAUAUGUCAAAACGAUAUACUGUUUCAGUUUGACUUAAAUGUCAUAUUUUACAGUUACUAGAAAGAUAAGUGUGAUGACACUAUGGUUUUUCACAUUUUUGCAUAGAAUAUGUUACAGAAUUGAUACUAAAUGAUGUGGUUUACAUGAGUUGAAAUCAAAUUACAUCAGCUUAUAUUCGUACAUUUUUAAGUAAACGUCUUUUGGCAUUUUCUUUCUGUCUACACUUGGUGUUAGGAUUGUGUACAUGUCAGGUUUAUGCCUACAACGUCAGUGCUACAGGUGUUACAAAGUUAUUUGUUUCUUAUAAGAAUAAAAGUUUUGAGGUUUCCAUUCGUUUUACUUUUAUGAAAAUAUGUUUUAUAUUAGCCAUAUUUAAUGCUUUUAGUUGAUACUUCUUUGUCGCCAUACGCCCAUUGUGUUUUUGUAGGCCAUAUAUUGGUAGACUAUAUAAAUUCCCCUUUAUACCUUUGUUAGUGUUUGCUAGAUUCUCUUCUGGCUGUUUAUGGAACAACUCAUUAUAUUUACUCAUUUCGUCCCCGUGCAUUGAAUUUAGAACAUCUUUCAGCUUGUGCAAUAAUGAACGUUAUAAAUUAAUCUGUAAUACAAAUUAUUGAAAUAAACUGUAUAUAUUUUCCGAUAUGAAAUGGUGUAAAUAUUUUAAUUACAUUCUGGUAAUUUUGUCAUGAUGUAUGAAUUCCUUGCCAUGUGUUUAGUGCUGUCUGGAAAAACAUACAUGAGGUGGUCAUAUGUUCUUUCUUCUUGUGAUCGUUAAACUUUUCAAAAGCCACCUAACCUAAGAUGGUGCUUACUUAUAUCACAAAUUGUUUUCAUGGUGAUGUUCUCAUUGUCUAACAUCGAUUUUCUUGUGUCAGUAAAUAUUAUACCUCCUUUGAUUGUGCAUGCAUAUUAAGUAUUGUACUUACUACAAGUGCAUUCCACAUACUAUGUAAGGUCAGUGGUCAUGAACUGGGCACAAAAUGGCCUUUCACUUGAUUUUCUUGGUGCUUUUAAGAGACUUGACGAGUCAGUUGAGUUGUACAAUAAUAAAGUAUAUUCCCACCCUAA
Molecule: messenger RNA, 3708 nt
Organism: Haliotis rubra (blacklip abalone)
Lineage: Eukaryota; Metazoa; Mollusca; Gastropoda; Lepetellida; Haliotidae
Exons: 13
Coding region: 518-2569 (683 amino acids)
Biological process (GO): nucleoside metabolic process
Molecular function (GO): catalytic activity
Source: RefSeq, a predicted model, not a curated record